ACCCACCCAUGCACGCACACGGAGAAGAGAGCCACAAAAAGCACACGAAAAUAGGCGAAGAUUUCGAAAACUCCUAUUUCUCAGCGUAAGGUUUCUCGUCACGAUGAUUGUCGCAUCCGUUCAUCGAUCAUUCCACAAGAUCAAAAUCAAUCUCUGUAACGCCGAUCUAUUAAUUAAUUACCCUCUCUGUCGACGCCGAUCAAUUUAUUAUUACACAAAUCUCCGUUACGGCGGUGCUCCAAUUCCGGCGAUUUUUGAUUUCUGGAUUUUUCACUAUUUUUGCGACCAGCUACUUCAUUUUUUUCCUCUAUGGAGAAGAAAAAUUGAAUAGAUGCACAUUAGCUUUUUCUCGGAUAUAAAUGGGCAUUCCAGUAAAUAUUACUGUAGGUUCUCAUGUGUGGGUUGAGGAUCCAUCAGUUGCUUGGAUUGACGCACAAGUAUCACAGGUUAAUGGACAGGAAGUUCAAGUUCAGACAUCUGAUGGGAGGAUGGUUGUAGCAACUUUAUCAAAAACUUACCCCAAAGAUGAAGAUGCUCCUGAUGGAGGAGUGGAUGACAUGACUGAACUUUCAUAUUUGCAUGAGCCAGGAGUCUUACAUAAUUUGGCAACAAGAUAUCAACUCAAUGAGAUCUAUACUUAUACUGGAAGUAUUCUUAUAGCCAUUAAUCCGUUCCAAAAACUGCCUGAUUUAUAUAAUGGCCACAUGAUGGCAAAAUACAAAGGAGUACCACUCGGUAAACUAAGUCCUCAUGUCUUUGCUAUAGCUGAUGCUGCUUACAGGGCAAUGAUCAAUGAGGGUAAAAGCAAUUCUAUACUGGUUAGUGGUGAAAGUGGUGCUGGUAAGACUGAAACUACUAAAAUGCUUAUGCGAUAUCUUGCCUAUUUGGGCGGCCAUAAGGGCACUCAAAAACGGACUGUGGAACAACAAGUACUGGAGUCAAAUCCAGUACUUGAAGCAUUUGGCAAUGCCAAAACAGUUAGAAACAACAAUUCAAGCCGUUUCGGUAAAUUUGUGGAGAUUCAGUUUGACAAGAAUGGAAGAAUAUCUGGUGCAGCUAUUAGAACAUAUCUUCUUGAAAGAUCUAGAGUUUGCCAAGUUUCAGACCCUGAACGGAACUAUCACUGUUUUUACCUUCUAUGUGCAGCACCACAGGAGGAGAUCAAAAGGUACAAGUUGGGGGAUCCCAAAUCAUUUCGCUAUCUCAAUCAAUCAAAUUGCUAUGAACUAGUAGGUGUUAAUGAUUUCCAUGACUAUCUUGAGAUAAGGAGGGCAAUGGAUAUUGUUGGAAUUAGCGAGAAAGAGCAGGAGGCAAUUUUUAGUGUUGUGGCUUCUGUUCUUCAUCUUGGUAAUAUAGAAUUUGCAAAGGGCAAUGAAAUUGAUUCAUCAGUUGUGAAAGAUGACAAAUCUAGGUUUCAUCUUCAAACUACUGCAGAGCUUCUGAUGUGUGAUGUUACUUCACUGGAGGAUGCCCUAUUGAGACGUGUAAUGGUCACUCCUGAAGAAGUUAUAAAGAAAAGUCUUGAUCCUGAAGCUGCAGCAGUAAGCAGAGAUGGGUUAGCUAAAACACUAUAUUCUCGCUUAUUCGAUUGGUUGGUGGACAAAAUAAAUAACUCGAUUGGACAAGAUCCUCACUCAAAAUCUAUAAUUGGUGUUCUCGACAUUUAUGGUUUUGAAAGUUUCAAAAGUAAUAGUUUUGAACAAUUCUGCAUUAAUUAUACUAAUGAGAAGCUGCAGCAACAUUUUAACCAGCACAUGUUCAAGAUGGAGCAGGAGGAAUACACUAAGGAAGAGAUAGAUUGGAGCUAUAUAGAAUUUGUGGACAACCAGGAUGUUCUAGAUCUUAUUGAAAAGAAACCUGGAGGCAUCAUUGCUCUUCUUGAUGAAGCCUGUAUGUUCCCCAAGUCAACUCAUGAAACAUUCUCACAAAAGCUUUAUCAGAUAUUCAAGACCAACAAACGCUUUGUCAAACCAAAAUUGUCCCGCUCUGAUUUUACCAUUGCUCAUUAUGCUGGAGAGGUUCAAUACCAGUCUGAUCAAUUUUUGGAUAAGAACAAAGACUAUGUUGUUCCUGAGCAUCAGGAUUUGUUAAGUGCUUCUAAAUGCCCAUUUGUAGUGGGCCUUUUUCCUCCUGUUGCUGAGGAGUCAACUAAAUCUUCAUCCAAAUCUUCCAAGUUCUCAUCCAUCGGUUCUCGUUUCAAGUUACAACUCCAAUCAUUGAUGGAAACUCUGAAUUCUACAGAACCUCAUUACAUUAGAUGUGUGAAGCCUAACAGUCUUUUGAAACCUGCAAUAUUUGAGAACGUUAACAUUAUGCAGCAGCUACGUUGUGGUGGUGUUCUAGAGGCAAUCAGAAUUAGUUGUGCCGGCUAUCCUACGCAUAAGACAUUCUCUGAGUUUAUGAAUCGAUUCGGUCUUCUUGCUCGAGAGGUCUUCGAAGAGCAGGAUGAUGAAAAAGUUGUGUGCAAAAAGAUAUUAGAAAAGAUGGGGCUUGCUGGUUAUCAGAUUGGACAAACAAAGGUUUUUCUGAGAUCAGGGCAGAUGGCCGAGCUAGAUGCACACAGAGCAUUAAAGCUAACUGCUGCAGUUAAGACAAUACAAAAGGAAACUAGAUGUCAUAUUUCUAGGAGAGAUUAUGUUUCUUUGCAGAAGGUUGCAAUUUGCUUACAAUCCUUGUGUCGAGCAAGGUUUGCUUUCAAAUUGUAUGUUACCUUGAAAAGAGAGGCCACUUCUAUCAAAAUCCAGACAAAGUUACGUGGACACUUGGCCCGAAAAUCCUACAUGAAACUUAAAUUAGCAGUCAUUGCUCUUCAGACUGGAAUUCGAGUGGCAGCUGCAAGAGCUAAGUUCAGAUAUGAAAAACAAACCAGGGGAGCUCUGAUUAUACAGGCCUAUGAGCGUCGUCACAAAGUCCUUUCAUACUAUAAGAAACUCAUAUGGGCAUCAAUUUUUACACAAUGCAGAUGGAGGGGAUUCGUUGCGAGGAGAGAGCUUCACAAACUAAAGAUGGCUUCAAAAGAAACUGGUGCACUUAUAGAGGCAAAGGAAAAGCUUGAAAAACAGGUUGAAGAACUUAGAUUGCAGUUGCAGUUGGAGAAACGUCUAAGGAUGGACUUGGAAGAGGCAAAGGAUCAGGAAAUAGCAAAAUUGCAGAAUUCAAUGCGAGACAUGCAAAGCAAACUGAGUGAAACAAAUACACUGUCCAUCAGGGAAUACGAGGCUGCUCCAAAAGAAGUUGAAGGAGACUCUUCGAUUGUUGAUAAGAAACCAAUUCUAGUAGAGGAUGAAGAAAGCAUUGAAGCUUUAACUGUAGAGUUGAAAAAUUUAAAGGUGUUAUAUCAAAAAGAAAAGCAACGUGCUGAUGAUUCUGAAAGGAAAUGUGCUGAAGCUCAAGAAUCAAGUAAAGAGAAGUGCCGGAAGUUAGAAGAAACUGAAAGAAAAGUUCAACAACUUCAGGAUUCAGUUAACAGGAUGAUUUACAGUAUAUCAGACCAAUUCUCAGAGCUGAAAAUGAUAUUACAUCCCUCCUCCGGCCAGAUUUCAGCUUCGGGUGUCAUUAGUAGAGGUUAUCCAGAUGAUGCUAUAUCUGCUUCAGCUGAUGCUACGUGUACCGACUCUGACUUUACAUUUCCAGCUCCUGGUUCAACUCCAACCCAAUUUUCUUCCCCAGAUCCUCGUGCUUUCCAGCUUAUAGUUCAGGAUCUGGCAGCAGCUGAUAUCUCAGGUUCUGGAAACUGGGAAAAUGACCGGGACGGGAUAUUUGAUGACUUCUUCUGAUGGAAAACGUUCUUCAAGUUGUUUUAUCUCUAUACACGCUACAGAGAUGCUAGCCUUAGAUGGAUAGCCUAUUUGGCUUUUAGCAGGCAUCUCAACCAGAUCUAAACUUUUACUUUUGUACACUAACAUUCAGGAUCAGCAUAGCACAUCACUGAAUUCAAGUGUAAAUUAAGAGGUCUAGGGAAGACUACAAAAUCACUUGAUGAGAAAAAGGAGUAUCUGGACUUGCUCAUACACUGUAUUACACUGCACCUUGACUUCUUUGAGGACAGAUCUGGUCGUGCUUGCACUAUCUACAAGUGCCUUAUGAAGCGACGAUCGUUUGAAGUUGAGAGGACCAGUAUCUUUGACAGCACAGUAGAAUGGAUCCACAAGCUAUUGAGUUAUUAAAGCGUCAAGAAAAUGAUGAUAAUAGCCUAUUGGCUAGCUGAUACAUCCACUCUGUUGGUGUUGCUGGAACAUACCCUACAGGAAGUCACAUUGGCUACACUAUUCCAUAGACACAGAGCUAUCAGGGAACUCCUCAAGCAGUUAAUAUUUCUCCCAUUUAUGGUGAUUCAGCUGGCGUGUUGGAAACCGUGGUGCCAGGUUGAAGGCAAAUAUCCAGCUCUUCUGUUUGUUAGCAGCUAACAUCAUAAGUACAGAAGAUUUAUGGACUAAUCUGUGAUGAUUCUGCAUUCUAGUGAUUGAUUUAGGCUUCGAGGUUAUCCAGACCAGGCAUACUAAACGAGACUGCUAACACACUCGCCAACCAGCCACACAACACAACAUUACAAAGGGAAGCAUUAGUGAUACAUACAUUGCUGCUACUCAGGAAUUUUGAGUGCUCACGGCAACAUGUCAAGAGCCUUGCUAUGUAUCUGAACAUGCUGAAAUCCAAUCAUGUUUAUCGCUGACAAAAUGCAAAUUAGGGAGAGACCAGAUGCGCCAAUAAGCAUGUGUAAACCUUGGAAUGCUUGUAGACUUAAGAAAGAACACUCUAAGCAAAAUGUUGCUGCGGGAUUUUUCUACAGUGGAAGUAACACUUUGAGCACAAUUUUGCAGCAGAAUCAAAUCAAAAAGUAAAAUAAAGUAAAUAAUCAAUCAACUACAUCUGUAUCCAAAACUAGUUGAAGUAAAUUAUAUAAAUCCUCAGUAUAUGUUUAGAUGAUUCAUCACAAUUUAAGUAUUUUUGCAUGGGCUAUCAAUCUCGAGGCGGAUCCAAGAUUUGAAGUUUGUGGGUUCCCCCAAGACAAAGAGGGCAACAAAGCUUAAAAGUUUCAUUUUCUGCCAUUGGACCAACAACGCACUCUAUUAAUGGAUUUCCUAGUCGUAUUUCUUA
Molecule: messenger RNA, 5097 nt
Organism: Solanum dulcamara
Lineage: Eukaryota; Viridiplantae; Streptophyta; Magnoliopsida; Solanales; Solanaceae
Product: myosin-9-like
Exons: 32
Coding region: 360-3776 (1138 amino acids)
Biological process (GO): vesicle transport along actin filament; actin filament organization
Cellular component (GO): actin cytoskeleton; vesicle; cytoplasm
Molecular function (GO): actin filament binding; microfilament motor activity; ATP binding
Source: RefSeq, a predicted model, not a curated record